CGGGCGCGGCGGCGACCCCGCCGGACGAUGCGCGGCCACCCGGGAGGCUGAGCCCGCCGCCCCGCGCUCCGCCCGCGCUCUCGCGGCCUCCCCGCAUGGCCUUGCCGGGCGCCGAGGGCGCGGCCGACGGGCCGGUGUCCCCGUCCCGGGGCGCCCCCUCCGGCUCCGCGUCGUCGUCGUCCGCCUCCUCCGGCGGCUCGGCCUCGGCGGGCGCGGGGCUGUGGGCCGCCCUGUACGACUACGAGGCGCGCGGCGAGGACGAGCUGAGCCUGCGGCGCGGCCAGCUGGUGGAGGUGCUGUCCCAGGACGCCGCCGUGUCUGGCGACGAGGGCUGGUGGGCCGGCCAGGUGCAGCGGCGCCUGGGCAUCUUCCCCGCCAACUACGUGGCGCCGUGCCGCCCGCCAGCCCGCCCGCCGCCGCCGCGGCCCGGCUCGCCCGUGCACGUCGACUUCGAGAGGCUGGAGCUCAAGGAGCUCAUCGGCGCCGGCGGCUUCGGACAGGUGUACCGCGCCACCUGGCAGGGCCAGGAGGUGGCGGUGAAGGCGGCGCGCCGGGACCCGGAGCAGGACGCGGCGGCGGCGGCCGAGAGCGUGCGGCGGGAGGCGCGGCUCUUCGCCAUGCUGCGGCACCCCAACAUCAUCGAGCUGCGCGGCGUGUGCCUGCGCCAGCCGCACCUCUGCCUGGUGCUCGAGUUCGCCCGCGGCGGAGCGCUCAACCGCGCGCUGGCCGCCGCCAACGCCGCCCCGGACCCGCGCGCGCCCGGCCCGCGACGGGCGCGCCGCAUCCCCCCGCACGUGCUGGUCAACUGGGCAGUGCAGAUCGCGCGCGGCAUGCUCUACCUGCACGAGGAGGCCGUCGUGCCCAUCCUGCACCGGGACCUCAAGUCCAGCAACAGUAAGUGGGGCGAGGGCGGGGGCUAUGGAGUCCUCCUUUGGGAGUUGCUGACUGGAGAGGUCCCCUAUCGUGGCAUUGAUGGCCUCGCUGUGGCUUAUGGGGUGGCCGUCAACAAGCUAACACUGCCCAUCCCAUCCACCUGCCCCGAGCCGUUCACCAAGCUCAUGAAAGAAUGCUGGCAACAAGACCCGCAUAUUCGUCCAUCAUUUGCCUUAAUUCUUGAACAGCUGACUGCUAUUGAAGGGGCAGUUAUGACUGAAAUGCCUCAGGAAUCUUUUCAUUCCAUGCAAGAUGACUGGAAGCUGGAAAUUCAACAGAUGUUUGAUGAGCUCAGAACAAAGGAAAAGGAGCUCAGGUCCCGGGAGGAGGAGCUGACAAGGGCCGCCCUGCAGCAGAAGUCCCAGGAAGCCCUGCUCCGGCGGCGGGAGCAGCAGCUGGCCGAGCGCGAGAUCGACGUGCUGGAGCGGGAGCUCAACAUCCUGAUAUUCCAGCUCAACCAGGAGAAGCCCAAUGUCAAGAGGAGGAAGGGGAAGUUCAAGAGGAGCCGUUUAAAGCUCAGAGAUGGGCACCGAAUCAGCUUACCCUCAGAUUUCCAGCACAAAAUAACCGUGCAGGCCUCUCCCAACUUGGACAAACGGAGAAGUCUGAACAGCAGCAGCUCCAGCCCCCCCAGCAGCCCCACGGUGAUCCCUCGGCUCCGAGCCAUCCAGUUGACUUCAGAUGAAAGCAAUAAAACUUGGGGAAGGAACACGGUCUGUCGCCCAGAAGAAUUCGAAGAUGUAAAAAGGAAUUUCAAGAAAAAGGGUUGUACCUGGGGACCAAAUUCAAUUCAAAUGAAGGAAAGAACUGAUUGCAAAGAAAGAAUAAGACCUCUCUCAGACGGUAACAGUCCUUGGUCAACUCUCUUAAUAAAAAACCAGAAAACCACGCCGUUGGCAUCCUUAUUUGUGGACCAGCCAGGUGUUUGUGAAGAACCAAAGUUCUCCGCUGAUGGAGUAGAACACAGAAAACCAAAGCAAAUGAAACUGCCCAGUCCAGCCUACGUUGACCUACCUCUGUGGAAAGAUGGCCAGAGGGAGAGCCCAGUGGACGCCGAGAGCUGGGAGGAAGGAGUCUCUGGGAGCCCUGCCACUGGCACGCCUCAGGUGACCCCUACCAAUACUCUGAGCAGGUCACCCCCCAGAAAGAGAACGGAGUCUGCUUUGUACAGCUGCACUGUGCUGCUGGCGUCGGUGGCUCUGGGCCUGGACAUCAGGGAGCUUCACAGGCCACAGGCUGCUGAAGAGCCGUUGCCCAAGGAAGAAAGGAAGAGACGCGAGAGAAUCUUCCAGCGGACUCCCAGGUCCCGCAGCGGUGCCAGUGCCCCCAGCAGGCCGCUGUCCACGGGCGAGGGGGCCGGCAGCCCAGCCUCGUUACCCCCGCCCAGCACCCUGAGCCUCCUGUCCGUGCCUUCUCUCUCCACCAAGUGCCUGCUGCAGCCCGAGGGUGAAGAUUCCUUUGAGGGCAGUACACACAUCACUCGUGACCCCAAGGUGCCCACUCCAGAUUUUUGCCCUGCCGUGGGAGGAGGUAGUCGUGAGCCAACCUCCACGCCAAGACGUGAGGCUGAUCGUAGUGUGUGGAGCCACCUGUGUUCUCCCCCCUUAGAGCAGACCCAUGGGAAUGUGCCUCCUUGCGCUCCUUCAAAGGGAAGAGCAGCACGCCACCGACGGACCAUGUCAGACGGAAGUGCCGCUCAGGCCCCACCAGCUACGACUCUCCUCUCAGGCACUAGAGCCCUGACACUGCCACCUGAGAGUAUUUUGGGGACGCCCCACUCCUCAUCCGGCUCUCACAGUAACCUGCCAAGACAGACCCUGCCUGGAAGACAAAAAGCUGUCGCUGCCGUGCCACUGCCUCGCCCUCCAUCCCUGAGAUGCCCAGUGGAUGCCGCCCCGGCCUCCUGGCAGGGAACGGAGCCUCUGCCUGCACAGGCCAAUCCUGUCUGGGCUGGUCCUGAACCAACCCCAGGCUGCUCCCUGGGUGCCAAGGACAGAGCUCUGUCACACGUGCCUUCCUUACUGGACGCUGAUGUGGAGGGCCAGAGCAGGGACUGCACGGUGCCUCUGUGUAGGAUGAAGAGCAGAGCCGGCCGGCCGUCCAUAUACGAACUGGAGAAGGAGUUUCUGUCUUAAGUGCCUUACGCCCUCCCAGCAUUUCUUUUCUUUUUUCACAUGAACAAAUUAAAACAAUGUGUCUGCCUUUGAACUGCUUCAUGCUGCUGUGUUUCCAAACGCUGUGGCCAUGUUCCUAAAAUGGUAAUGGAUGUCUAACUGCCCCUCAAAUGUACGGGAUUGCUGUAUGCUGUCUGCGUGUAUUUUCCCCCCUGGGUUUCUACCUAGCAACUUGAAGUACACACAGGGGUAAAAUAAGAAAUGUGCAGCCACGUAAAACUAUGCUGGUUGAGUUACUGUAAGCACAAUUUUAAUGUUCUGCGCUCACUUAGAUCCUUGUCUGCCAGUACACAGAAACCACAGUGAGGUACACUGUUUUGUGUUCUUUCCCAAAUUUUCCUUUCUUCUCUCUUUUCUUCUUUCUAAUCUCUCUUGCUCUCGCUCUCUUUCUCUUUUGUGCAACGAAAAGUCAAGAAGAAUAAUGUGAUAUAAGUAAGUAAAGGUAUCUAUGUUUUCUUAAAUAAUGUCUAAAAUAGAUGCCAAGUCCUAUUUAAACUACCUAAACUCAGCAGUAGGUUGAGAAUACAUAAAUAUGCCCAAUUCUCACCUAAAUUAUGCACUAUGUCUCUCUUUGAGCAACUCUACUGAAUGUAACUUGUAAACGUUUUACUGAAUGUAACUUAUAAAAAUGUUACCAUUACACACCAAAAUAGAUUUUUUAAAGAUCAGCCAUUGGCACUUGGCUAGGGCCGAGUCCUGCAUACCUGAGAGAUGCUCACACACGGGCUCCUCCUGGAAAAAGGUUCUUCCCUCCUCAGUAGCCAUUUCUUUGGUCUCCAGAAGAGUAAAACUUUUUCAUUUUGUAGUAGAAUUUUAAAAAAUUAAGUGACACAUGUAUCAUGUAUUACAAACAUUCAUGUCAUUUAGUUUUGGUUUUCUCUAUUUAAAUGCAUAAUUAAAAAUCCCAAAUAUAAUUGAAAAGAAACACUGCCACGUCAAGAAACAACAGUACUGUUAGAAUUUAAGUAUUUUGUAGUUAUUUCAUAUCUCAUUUAAUUGUGAACAAAUGUUAGAGAUAAGCUGAUAUGGUGGAAAGGACAAAUAUAUUACAGAAUUUUCAGAUAUGGGUUUAUAAAAUGGACCUUUGGAUAGCAGAUCAGGAUUUUAAAUGAUUUAAAAUUAUAAAUGAAUCUCUUAUGAAUCAUACCUAGAUGAUACAAAGAGACUACUGAGUCAUGAAACAGAAAUGGUUAUCCGGGAGCUUGGUAAAUUUGUCUGGGUUUAUUUUGCUAAAUCUAUUUUGCUCCCCUUCUGUCACUAGAUUAUGGUUACUCAAAUAACAGACAAUAAAUGUUUAAAUUUUUCCAUAUAGUGAAAAACGAAAUUACAAACCUUACUUGAUAUUUUAUUUAAAAAUUUACCUUGGUUAAGGUUUACUGAAUAACUGAAAUGUCAGCAAUUUAAACUAAAUCAGGUGUGAUAAAAUACCUGCCUAUCUAGAGAGAAAGGAAAAUUUUAUUUGGCUAUUUGGGGACAUCUUAGUCACCUAACAGGUGUGACCCAGCAGAUGACGAGCAGGGCAUGAAAGGAUUAGAGUAACAUAAGCACAUUUUGCCCUCAAAAAAUGGUCUUGGGCUUAAGAUUGCAGAAAAAUCUCAGGUAAUUACUGCAUUUUCUUUUAUUAUUGUCCAUUCUAUGAUUUGGGUUUAUUUUGGGGUGACUGUUGAAUUAGACCAUCGAGAUCUGGUUUCCUCUAAAUUUUACCUCACUUGAAACUAUGUUUGGCCGCUUCGUACUCAGUCAUUUGGGGGCACGUAAGUUCCAGCCAAACGUAAAGGGGGAGGGGGAUUUCUACAUAAUAUAUGAAAGAAGAGGUAUAGAAACUGGGUUCUCAGUUUUGCUUCUACCAAACAUUGUGUGGAGUGGGGGGCAUGCAGGGUGUCAUCUGUCUCGUCCCUCUACUCUAUUCCUGCUCCUGUUUAGCUUUAUUUUAGUCAUUUCUACACUGUAAUAAAUUUAGAAAUGAAGCUAUUUAAAAAGAUAAUUACAAUUUAAGGACUCGCUCUUACAUGUUACUCCAAUCCAGAUAGCUAUUUUUUUGCUGAGAUCUAUUGUACAUUUGUGAUUUUCUAUGUGUAUACUUAGCAAAAUCUGGUUAUUUAUUUUCGUAUAGACUUAAUAGCUCACUGAAAGAUAAAUUAAGCUGAUUUCUAUUAGUCAACAAUUAAGGUGCUCCCACUGCAGAGUUAAGGCCUGGGCCUGAUGUGCUGUAUUAUGAAGCCUUGUGAGUCAAAAAGAUGUUUACAUAUGUUGUCUAUUUUUUUAAUAAACGUUUUUUAUAGCUAGUCUAUUUGCCCUGUGGCUUUGAUCUACUCCUGAUGACUGUGACUAUAGUUUGUAAUGGUUUAUUUUGUGUUCAAUUAGGAAUAGUACGUUAAUAAAGAUUACUAAUGCUUAAUAAGCCAGAAUCAUUAAA
Hipposideros armiger (great roundleaf bat) is the source of this 5523-nucleotide messenger RNA. RefSeq names its product mitogen-activated protein kinase kinase kinase 21 (gene MAP3K21). The coding region runs from base 96 to 3068 and encodes 990 amino acids. Gene Ontology annotation, biological process: protein phosphorylation. Lineage: Eukaryota; Metazoa; Chordata; Mammalia; Chiroptera; Hipposideridae. The record is from RefSeq and is a predicted model, not a curated record. The transcript has 9 exons. Gene Ontology annotation, molecular function: JUN kinase kinase kinase activity; ATP binding; protein binding.